Messenger RNA from Papilio xuthus (Asian swallowtail), 1229 nucleotides. Its product is annotated as zinc-type alcohol dehydrogenase-like protein SE_1777. The record is from RefSeq and is a predicted model, not a curated record. Lineage: Eukaryota; Metazoa; Arthropoda; Insecta; Lepidoptera; Papilionidae. Gene Ontology annotation, molecular function: zinc ion binding; oxidoreductase activity. The coding region runs from base 140 to 1195 and encodes 351 amino acids. The transcript has 2 exons.
GACUCUUACAAAAAUAAUAACAUGAGAUGAAUUUAAGGAAUUUAAACACAGGUUUUAGUUUGUUUUCAACCGACUGAGAGCAGACUAAAGUAAUUGUCGCGCUAAUCUUCAAGAAGAUGAAGUCCAAGAAAAUGCAACGAUGACGAAAAUACUGCCGAUGGUUUCAGGAAAAUUUCAACAGACUAUGAAAGCGGUCGGCUUAUACAGAUAUUUGCCAAUAUCUGAUGAGAACAGUCUGAUCGAUUUGGAAUUAAAAUUACCAAAAGUGACAAAAACUGAAGUAUUAGUGGAAGUAAAAGCUAUUUCAGUUAAUCCUAUAGAUACAAAAAUCAGAGCUCCUAAGCCUUACAUUGAAACUUAUCCAAGAAUUCUCGGUUGGGAAGGGGCCGGAACAGUUGUCGCUACAGGCAAAGAAGUAAAUAUUUUUAAUUUAGUAGACGAUGUAUAUUUCACGGGAGACCUACGUAAAAAUGGUUCAAAUGCUCAAUAUGUAGCUCUCGAUCAAAUAUUUAUUGGUCCAAAACCAAAAAACCUGACCUUUGAACAAGCAGCUGCUAUGCCGUUCACAACUGUAGCAGCUUUUGAAGCACUUUACGAUCGCCUUUUACUUACGCAUAAAGAUAAAGGCAAGUCCCUACUUAUAAUAAACAGUGGCGGUGGAGUUGGCUCCAUAGCUACACAGUUAGCUGCUAAUUUGAAACUCAAAGUGAUUGGAACAGCUUCACGUCUCGAAACAGAAGAGUUUUCAAGAAAAAAUGGAGCUCAAAUUGUGCUAAAUCACACAAAAGAUUUGCUUCCACAACUAAAAGCUAAAGGAUUUGGCAAUGGUGUUGAUUUCAUUUUAGUUAAUAAUAAUCCUUAUCCUUAUUGGGAUGUACUGAUACAAGCUAUUAAACCAAAAGGAAAAAUAUGUCUCAUUGUUGAUAAUAGUGGAUUGGUAGACAUAAAGCCACUCAAAGACAAAAAAGUAGCAUUAGUGUCUGAGAUGAUGGCCACAAAAAUGAACUAUGACACCAAAGAUAAAGCAAGACAUAAUGAGAUCUUAAAAAUUGCAUCAAAAAUGUUUGACAAUGGAACACUAAGACCUACGGUCACAAAAACUUUGUCACCAAUUAAUGCUGCCACUUUAAGAGAGGCUCAUAGACUCAUAGAAGAAAAACGAUUAGUUGGAAAAUUAGUUUUAUCAGGAUUUUAAAAUAAAACUCAAGAGUAUUUUUGUUUGAAAUAAA